CGUCGGUCAAGAAAAGUUUGUUUGAGUUUUCGUGAAGAUGUGUGUUUCAUCAGUUGAAUUCGAUUCCGUUUGCUCUUUGGUUUCCACCAUAUUUUCUGUCGUAUGUAUGUCUUAGCAGGAUUACGGGUUUGCGUGCACUUGAUUUCUGGAGCGCAUUGCAAAAAAUGGCGGCAGAAAUGAAGUAUUUGGAAAUCGGUGGUGGCCGAACCGCCAUCACUGCGUCGUCAAGCAGUUAUGAGCCACAAGCGAGAACGAGCAGCACGGCAUGCUCGACGCAGCCACACCGUAAGGAUAAAAGUGAAGAUUCAAACAGCGCAAUGAUUGGCAAUCACAAUGGCUGUUCCAGAACCUCUUCGAGCGCAGAGUUCGAACUGUCGACCCUCGGCACUGAGCGAGCUUCUCGAUCGUUUUCUGACGCUCAUCGCCGCGGCAGGAUAAAAAGGAGGCAAAAAAGUUGUGCCGCAUCACGAAAAGCGCGGCGGCGCAGGCCAAGGCGGAGACCGGGGAUAGAAAUUUCAGAUGGAAACAACCACUACAUCCGUGUGACUUCCUCCUCCUCGCCCCCACCUACCGCGACGACCAGAAACAAGACGCUGUGGCAGCGGACCUUCGCACUGUGUGCCUUGCUGCACCAGGUGAGCAACGCGCCAGGAGGUACUAUUUCGUUGGUGAACGCGCAGGGCCUGCUGCAGCACGCUAUGUGCCUGGACGAGCCCUUCGAGCCGCGGGCGGGGAAUGCGACGCCUCGGCAGGUGGUGGAGCGGUGCGCCAAGUUGCUGGUAAUGGACAAUGAGUAUAACUACGAAGACCCCGAGGUGCAGUACUGCAGCGGCGUCGUGCAGCUGUGGGCCGACCACGGCAUGGCCCGGCGCGACCAGUGCUUCGUCGACUUCUGCUACCACCAGGUUUGCCUCAUGUCGCUCAUCUUCUACGCCCUGUACUUCUUCCGCGUGGACGAGAUCAACGAGGACAUGUCGCUGUGCAGCCAGUCGUUCCUGCCCUUCGUCGCCGCGGUGGCGCUGAUCCACGACAUGGGCGCGCACAUCAAGACCCGGAAGGUCGCGCGGGAGCAAAACCUGCCGGAGGACCAAGUGCCCAAGAUCUCGGGGCAGGAAAUCACGGGCGAGGAGAGUCGCGAGCUGCUGCAGGAGUUCUACCUACCCGAGGAGGAGUGGUCGGUCACGCACGUGGACAUUCGCGAUAUGCUCGACAGCCGCAAGGCCACCUGUCAGCGCCUGCGCCAGCGCCAAAUGCGCGCGCAGCAACUCGUGUACGCAGAGAAGUUCGCGCUCAGUGCCGUCGGGAGCAGGAGGUCUAGUAGUCCCGCGGCGGGGGGGAAGAUAGUUGGAGGUAAAGCAGAAGAUAAGCUGCAACAUCAGCUGAGCCUCGCCGGGACCACCGGCCCGAAUCAGUCGCCAUUGCAGGCGAUCAUGUCGGCGCAACAUCCGCUAAAGAUACCGGAACACGAUGCCGCGCAGCGCGUGGCGCACUACGAGUGGAUGCAGUGGGAUGGCACCAACGCCAAUCCGGACGUCACGCUAAAGUACCGACGGCCGCGCAGCGAUACGCCACCACCUUUGAAGGUCGGAAUCUUACUCGGGGUGUCGAAUGCCGAGGAGGUGCUGAAGCGGUAUCAGCCGAUCAUCAAUCUGUGGCGCUGCUACGCGAACUACCACCAAAUCGAGUUUGUCACGCCAACAGACGACUACAACUUGAAGGCACAUUUUCGCGCCGCAAACUGGUUUCGGUGGUAUUCUUGAUCCGAGGAUCUUGUUUCGUACAAAAGGUCUCGUCGCGGAGUUGUCGUUUUCCUUGGAUGCGUUGUACUAGGGCCGAAAAAUAUAGUGGCAAACUGUGAGUGUGUGGACUUGGAGCGCUGUUCUUUCGGUAAACUUUUGAAAAAAAGUUUAAAUAAAGUUCUGGCUGUACAAAUUGUGUCAAGAAGCAGUUUCUCCAUUAAAUUUCAGGUACAUGGCCGAUCAGUUUCUGGAGCAGUAUGAUUGGCUGAUUCUGGUCGACCCUGACCAGUACAUUGUCCCGGAGUGCUGGGGUCCGGACCGGUUUUCUUUUCUCUUCGACAUUCUGCUAAAAACCGACAAGCACAUUGUGAUGCGGGACAUUUUCCCGCCCCAGACGCUGAACAACGGCGUCACCAUGCUGCGCAACAGCCCGCAGGGCCGGGCGUUCCUGAAUUUGCUGCUCGAAAAGAUCAGCUGGAUCCAAACCUUCCAGCACGACCAGGGCGCGUUCGAUGAAACCGUGCUGGAAGUUGUCGGUGUGGUCGAACGAGCGCUGGCCCGAGCUGCGGCAGAAAUCGACGCCGCUGCAGCGACGAUUUCUCCAGCAGACGGUGACAGCAGUAUGAAAAACGGUGGAGACGUCGAAACAAACAGCACGGAAGAUGAUAGCAACUCAUCAGAGUUUGUCCCCUUCGCAAAACUGCCUGACGUCGACCCCUGGUUUCGCGGGAACGAUUUGCGUAGCUUCGACCCCAACUUUUACGACAGCAUCUGCAUGCCCUGGCUGUUCCCGGACUCCAACGGCGCCCACCAGAUCGCGGCCUACUCCAUGUGCUGGUGGCAAAACCUCAAAGAAUUCGCGGGUAAGUACUUACUAGCAAAAUGUUGACUUUGCUUUUUCUGCUGUUGUGGUUGGGCAUGCAGAUUGAUACAUCUGCUUCUCGCUGCAGGCAAUGCAUGAACGCUGAACUCCUGAGCAGGAGAAUAUUGUAAACGGAAAAUAAGAGGAAGAUGAUUAUCAUCAUAUAUUUUAAGAACGAACGAAUGAAUCGACACGGGGACAGAGAACGUUCAACAACAAUCCAGGGCCGUCUGGCAACCGAAGUAGCAAAAUUGUGGAAUUCAUCGAUCCCCGGUACGUUGAUAUGAAUCACGUGGUCGGGUGGCGACGUCUCGAGGAGCCGGCGCUCCUGUACCACUUUGCGGGGCCGGGGAAGAACUUCGAUGACAUUCUGGAGAACUUUGGCCUGGAGCGCCACGUGACGGCGGACUGUCGCCGCGUCCACGAUUUUGUCGAGACGAAAAUGGCGGAAAAAACCUGCGUCGCCGGCAAUCAGGCGGUGAACGAUAUCCACCGGUUCUGUCCACCGCCUCUAGUGGUCUGCUAGGUGCUGCGCAUGACGAGGACACAAAGAAAUGUAACAGCACCUCUCGAGGAUUACGAUUCACUCGAAACUGCACACCAAAGAAGUGAAGAAAAGCUUGUAUGAUCUAUCAGUAUUUUUAGAAUACUAUUCUACUUGCCUGCGCACCCGCACGUUGCGCCGCGCGCUCUCAGCUGGAAAUCGACUAGAAGAAAUGAUACUUGCAAUGAUCAUCGAAGCGGAGCAAAAACGAAACUCCGAGAUCGAUGAUCAUUAUGAUCGACGAAAGUACCACCUAACGACCACUCAAAAGUAGGUCACCGAG
Molecule: messenger RNA, 3428 nt
Organism: Amoebophrya sp. A120
Lineage: Eukaryota; Dinophyceae; Syndiniales; Amoebophryaceae
Source: the annotation of a GenBank genome assembly